UAAAAAGCCCCAAUUCCCCUCCCUCGCUUUCCCUCUCUUCUCUCUCCCUCUCUCUCUAAAACCCCUUUAAAUUUCUGAAUCAAUAAGGACAAAUCGAGCGGAAUACGGGGGUAAUACUGUUGUUGGAGAAGGAUGGCGACUUUUGAGCUUUAUAGGAGAUCGACGAUCGGGAUGUGUUUGACGGAAACGCUGGAUCAGAUGGUUUCCAGUGGAGUUCUCAGCCCCGAACUCGCCAUUCAAGUUCUGAUUCAAUUUGAUAAGUCGAUGACUGAAGCUCUAGAAAGUGAGGUGAAGAGCAAGGUUUCAAUUAAGGGACAUCUUCACACCUACCGAUUCUGUGACAAUGUUUGGACCUUCAUCUUACAAAACGCUCAGCUCAAAAGUGAGGAAGGCCAAGAAACUGUUGAUUCUGUCAAGAUUGUGGCAUGCGACUCCAAGUUACUAACUCAGUAAAAGAUGAAUUGAUUAUAGUUUUUAUUUGGAUCUGCUAGUGAUGGAGAACGAUGUCUCAACACUCAGCAGAGGAGAUGCUGUGAGAAAAUCUGGAGUUGACUCCGAACUGUAUUAUGUGGUAAUAUAGUCGAGGAGGGGAGUUCGUGUACUUUCUAUGCUCGCGAGCUAAACUUAUACUCUACUGUAAUGGCUCUAUCCUGAAUGGGUAUAUUUCGUCUUAUUCCCCUUGAGACCCCUAUAGUUCAUUUACCCGGAAUUCUUGAUGCUGUUAUUUUCCACCAUGUGUUCUUUCCCUUAUAUAAUUUUCGUAA
Sesamum indicum (sesame) is the source of this 764-nucleotide messenger RNA. Its product is annotated as transcription initiation factor IIA subunit 2. Gene Ontology annotation, biological process: transcription initiation at RNA polymerase II promoter. The record is from RefSeq and is a predicted model, not a curated record. NCBI's taxonomy places the organism in Eukaryota, Viridiplantae, Streptophyta, Magnoliopsida, Lamiales, Pedaliaceae. Gene Ontology annotation, cellular component: transcription factor TFIIA complex.